Molecule: messenger RNA, 393 nt
Organism: Linnemannia hyalina
Lineage: Eukaryota; Fungi; Mortierellomycota; Mortierellomycetes; Mortierellales; Mortierellaceae
Source: the annotation of a GenBank genome assembly
AUGAGCCCUAAAGAAAAGACAAAGAUCAUCAAGGAUGUCACCCAGCUCGUUCUUUCAAGGCGGACCAAAAUGUGCAACUUUCUAGAAUACAAAGACACCAAGGUCAUCUAUCGAAGAUACGCGAGUUUGUUCUUUAUCACAGGAAUCGACCCUAACGACAAUGAGUUGUUGACUCUCGAGAUCAUUCAUCGCUACGUCGAAGUCCUCGACCGGUACUUUGGAAACGUAUGCGAACUGGAUCUGAUUUUCAACUUUCAUCGUGCAUAUUUCAUCCUAGACGAGCUAUUGAUUGCAGGCGAGAUGCAGGAAUCCAGUAAAAAGACGGUCCUCAGAGUCAUCACACAUCAGGACGCCAUGGAAGAAGAGGAGGCCAAGGAGGAGGCAAAGAAAUAA